Messenger RNA from Mollisia scopiformis, 1794 nucleotides. RefSeq names its product kinase-like protein. The coding region runs from base 337 to 1704 and encodes 455 amino acids. Lineage: Eukaryota; Fungi; Ascomycota; Leotiomycetes; Helotiales; Mollisiaceae. Gene Ontology annotation, molecular function: protein serine/threonine kinase activity; ATP binding. Gene Ontology annotation, biological process: peptidyl-serine phosphorylation; peptidyl-threonine phosphorylation. The transcript is spliced from 2 exons. The record is from RefSeq and is a predicted model, not a curated record.
AACAGAGAAAUAAAUCCAUUACGAGGAUAAGAUGGGCUUUCCAAGAUAAGGAGAAGGCAGACGUUACACAGCAGAUAUCGCUUGACUCGUAUCUCGUAUCAAGAAGCACCUCAAGCCCUGUGGGUUAGGCUGAUGCAUGUGUCCCAAAACGGGAUGUCGAUGAGCCUCACACCCUUUCCCCCGCUUUCUUUGACCGCCGGAGCUCUCCGCAGAACGUAACUGACUUCCAAUAUACCAAGCAAUCUUUGUCAAUUGAUCUCUGCCGGAACCAACUUUUGUCUGAAUUAUCUCAGAGACCUCUACUAGCGGCAGCUCCAAAGCCUUGACAACUCGAUCAUGGACUCCCGCCGUGCGGUCGCAACUCAAGGCGCCGAAGCAUCGACGGGAGGAACUAAUUCCACUCGUCAGCUUUCUGGAGGAUCGAAUGAAGAACCACCGUCGAAACGAGCCCGUUCAUCCGAUGAUAGGGUCCCGGAAGGUCCUGCUAGCAUGAGACACCUUCUGAAUCCCGAGACUUCAGUCCCUGGGGGCGGUAGUAACGAUGCAGCUCCUGCAAAUUUCAGUUCAGAGAUGUGCGAAAUGAAAGCACCUCAACACACCGAAAGAUCAUACGUCCAGGAAGUUAAGUCUAAUAGCUUACCAACUACGGCAAUUUCUCCACAUCAGAUUUUCGGCGAGGGGCAAGUUCCAGUCAUGCGCACUGAGAGCCUCGUCCAGGGGAGUCUUGCUCUCAUCGACAUAAUAGAAUCCCCGACUGCAGAUGCAACCCCACGAAAAACCUUUGCUCGAAAAACAAUUCCGGCCUCGCGAGUUCAAAAUGCACGUGGCUUUCUUGAAGCACUAGAAGCCAACAAAUCCCUCCGCCACCAACACCUGGUCACUGUGCUCCUGACGUAUGAAGAAGUCGAUCCUCAAAAUCACAAUUAUGGAAUCAUUAUGGAUCCUGUUGCUCAAGGCAACCUCAAGGACUACUUAGAAGAGGUCAUCGAUAGCGGCAAAUAUAUGGAGCCAGACACCCGGAUGUCCUUGCGGAAAUGGUUUGGUUGCCUGGCCAGUGCAUUAGCCUACAUACAUGCAAAAGAUAUUCGUCAUGAAAAUAUCCAACCAUCCAAUAUCCUCGUAAAGGAUAGCGAUGUAUUCUUCACAUUCUUUGGAGUCUCUAAAUACUUCCGAGGCGAUGAUAUACCGGGAGGAACAACCAGCGGACCAGAUGCUCAACCCGGCACUUAUGUAGCCCCAGAAGUCGAAUCUACUCGGCCUCCAGAUUUCAAGGCUGAUAUCUUCUCUCUCGGCUGCGUCUAUCUUGAACUCCUGGCGACUCUCGCGGGCAAGUAUCGAAAGGGCUUUGCACAGUGGCGAAGUAAACAAACUUCAUCAGAUAUCCAAAUCUAUUUGGGGCAAUUAUCGGUGUAUUUAGAGUGCGGUCAAGAUAAAUCCUCAAGCGAGUUUUAUCAACGGAUGGUUAAGGUCUGCAGUCAAAUGCUGGAAGAUAAUCCCUCGAUUCGACCCUCAGCAUUCAUGAUUGCCAAAUCUGUGCUUGAGGUGCAACAAAGGAGCCCGGAAAGUGAUUGUGAUUGUAUGAUUCCAUGGUUCAGCUCUGGUGAUUGUACCAUUACUAUGAAAUUGAGUGGCCUUAACAUAGCGAAACUACGUACCAAGUCGAAGAACAUGGGUUUCGGAUCCUUUCGCUUGCCCCUCAGGUAAGUCAUCUAGAAUCUUGUUGGUUAUAUCUAUCUCAUAUGUUCCUAGCCUUUUGAAGUUCUACGAGGAACCGAUUUGUAAGCUCUGUAAAGC